GGGGGUGUAAUGUUAUCAUAUAUCACGCUACCUCGUAAAACCGACACUGAAAGCUGCCGGACAACAAAUCACAGGUCAAAAUUAUGAGUUCUUCGUAUUAUGUGAACGCGCUUUUUAGCAAAUAUACGGCGGGGGCUUCUCUGUUCCAAAAUGCCGAGCCGACUUCUUGCUCCUUUGCGCCCAACUCUCAGAGAAGCGGCUAUGGGGCGGGCGCCGGCGCCUUCGCUUCGACAGUACCAGGCUUGUACAAUGUCAACAGCCCCCUCUAUCAGAGCCCCUUCGCGUCCGGCUACGGCCUGGGCGCCGACGCCUACGGCAACCUGCCCUGCGCCUCCUACGACCAAAACAUCCCCGGGCUCUGCAGUGACCUCGCCAAAGGCGCCUGCGACAAGGCGGACGAAGGCGCGCUGCACGGUCCGGCCGAGGCCAAUUUCCGCAUCUAUCCCUGGAUGCGGUCUUCAGGGCCCGACAGGAAGCGGGGCCGCCAGACCUACACGCGCUACCAGACGCUGGAGCUGGAGAAGGAGUUCCACUUCAACCGCUACCUGACGCGGCGCCGCCGCAUCGAGAUCGCCCACGCGCUCUGCCUCACCGAGCGCCAGAUCAAGAUCUGGUUCCAGAACCGCCGCAUGAAGUGGAAGAAAGAGCAUAAGGACGAGGGUCCGGCUGCUACCGCAGCCCCCGAGGGCGCCGUGCCUGCCACCGCCGCCACCGCCGCCGCGGACAAGGCUGACGACGAGGACGACGACGACGAAGACGAAGACGAUGAGGAGGAGGAGGAGGAAUAAGGGGCUGAGCCGGGGCCCUGGCUGCACCAGACAGUCGGGAAAGCCGUCUUUAGAGACUCAUUGAUUUUAUUUACG
Molecule: messenger RNA, 863 nt
Organism: Diceros bicornis minor
Lineage: Eukaryota; Metazoa; Chordata; Mammalia; Perissodactyla; Rhinocerotidae
Gene: HOXA7
Product: homeobox A7
Exons: 2
Coding region: 84-788 (234 amino acids)
Biological process (GO): anterior/posterior pattern specification; regulation of transcription by RNA polymerase II
Cellular component (GO): nucleus
Molecular function (GO): DNA-binding transcription factor activity, RNA polymerase II-specific; RNA polymerase II cis-regulatory region sequence-specific DNA binding
Source: RefSeq, a predicted model, not a curated record